CUGUUGUUUGGUGCCGAAUGUGCGGAUUCGACUCGCCACACUCUCACCCGGCACCAUGGCUGCAACUAAAGCCUCCAAAGAGCAGAAAUAUGAUCGGCAGCUUAGGCUGUGGGGUGAUCAUGGCCAGGAAGCGUUGGAAAAUGCCCAUGUCUGUUUAAUAAACGCCACAGCGACUGGGACAGAAAUCCUCAAGAAUCUUGUUCUUCCAGGUAUUGGAGCGUUUACCAUUGUAGAUGGGCACACAGUGACAGGCGAAGACGUUGGAAACAAUUUUUUCCUAACCCAAGAUAGUAUUGGAAAGAACAGAGGACAGGCAGCUACUGAGCUUCUCCAAGAACUGAACAGUGAUGUGUCUGGGAAUUUUGUGGAGGAGAUGCCAGACAAACUGUUGGACAGUGAUGCUGAGUUUUUCCACAGGUUUUCUGUAGUCAUCGGGGUCCAGUUACCAGAAAGCACCUGCUUAAGACUCGGCUCAGUUCUUUGGAGCGCCUCAGUCCCCUUUCUGGUUUGUAAAACAUAUGGCCUUAUUGGCUACAUGAGGCUGGUGGUGCAGGAACACACAGUAAUUGAAUCACACCCUGAUAACGCUUUGGAAGACUUGAGGUUGGAUCAGCCAUUUUCAGAGUUGAGACACCACAUUCAGUCCUACAAUCUUGACAGCAUGAAUAAAAAGGACCAUAGUCACACUCCAUGGAUCAUCAUUUUUGCCAAAUAUCUUGACAAGUGGCUUAAUGAGCUCAAACAACAACCUCCAAAGAAUUACAGAGAGAAAGAAGCCUUCAGAAAUUUCAUCCGGGAGGGGAUCCUUAAAAAUGAGAACGGUGCUCCAGAGGAUGAAGAGAACUUUGAGGAAGCUAUUAAGAAUGUGAAUACUGCAGUAAAUCCAAAUAAGAUCCCAGGUGCUGUGGCCGACCUUUUCAAUCACGAGCAGUGCAACCACAUUACGUGCGAGACUUCGUCCUUCUGGGUGAUGUUGCGAGCUGUCAAAGAGUUUGUGAGCAAUGAAGGAAGUGGCUGCCUGCCUGUGCGGGGAACUAUUCCGGACAUGAUCGCAGACUCUCAGAAGUUUGUCAGCCUCCAGAAUGUUUACCGAACAAAAUCCAUGGAGGAUGUUGCAGCUGUUUGUAAACACGUAGAAAGUCUGUUGCAGUCUGUGGGAAAGUCAGCAGACAGCAUCCCUGAGAACGACAUCAAGGUGUUCUGCAAGAAUGCUGCAUUUCUGAGGGUGGUGCGCUGCAGGUCUCUGGCCGAAGAGUACAGUGUAGACACGGUGAAUAGAGACGAGAUCACCUCAUGCAUGGACAACCCAGACAGCGAGAUGGUCUUCUACCUGAUGCUUCGUGCUGUUGAUCGUUUCUAUCAGCAGCACUCCCGCUGUCCAGGAGUUUAUAACUACCAGGUAGAAGAUGACAUCAGCAAGCUGAAGGUCUGCGUCACCAGUCUGCUGCAGGAGUUCAACCUCAACGUCAACAUCAAAGAUGAUUACAUCCACGAGUUCUGUCGAUGCGGAGCCGCAGAGCCGCACACUGUCGCUGCCUUUUUGGGAGGUUCAGCUGCACAAGAAGCCAUCAAGAUCAUCAGUCACCAGUUUGUGCCCUUCAACAACACGUUCAUUUACAACGCAAUGUCUCAGACUUCUGCCACAUUUCAGUUGUGAACACUUUUGUCUACCAUUUCUAUUGCGCAUGGUAACAUCGGUAGUGCUUUUGUACACUCGACCUAGGUGUAGAUGAGGGUUUCAUUAUUUUUCACACAAUAUCUGGUGGAAUUAACGUGUUUAUACUUAGUACUUUAUUUGUUGGCGUUUUCACCCUACAUCUUUCACCUCUACACUCAUUUGUAAUCAGCACAUGUCAAAGAAGAUUUUGAAAUCUAUCCUUUGGGAAUGAAAUCACCUACAUUGUUAAUAAACAGUCGUCUUUUGUGUUGUGGAGGAUCAAUGUAGCCAUUAAAAAUGAUAAAUAAUAUCAUCGAAUGCAUCUCCCCUUUGUCAACAGUAGAGGGCACUGUUGUAUUCUCUAUACGCAUAACAGCAAUUAAGGGGAAUAUCCGGCUUGAAAUUUCGUCUGGAUUUUAAUGCAGAAAAAACGCAAUAAUUGUUUUUCUCUUAUUUUAGCAGAGCUCUGUGUAAAGUUCGUUUUUGCUCAAACAGUAUGUUAAAGUAACAGCAGCGCGGACAACGUUUAGCCAGGCCACUGAUGGAGGUGGACCACUUGUGAUUCGUUUUCCUGACGCUUGGUGAUUGGAAAUUUGCAGUCAGCAUAUCUGUUGAUUUGAACUCCAGCAGUGUGAUUAUCUAAAGACGCACAGGCAAUACUGACUGGCCACAGUCCAGAAAAGAGUGCAGUAACGCUGCCAAGAUUGUGUCUGUGCAUUUCCUAUUUUGGAAUCUGGUCAAAGACUUUGGAGCAAAGACAUCUGAACACCUUCCUUGGACUGUGUUGUCAGAACAGGUGUAGACUGGUUUGGUUUGUGAAAUACGGUGGAUUCCUGUCUUUUUGUUUAUUAUUGUUAUUAUUGUUUUUUGGUCUUUUGAUAACAGGUUUUAUGAUAUGCGUAUGUAAUAACGGGUCAGAGGAUACAGCAAGAAGCUCAAGUGAAUGAUGUCAUCCGUGCCAGUGCAGGUGGCUGGUCUUUCCAAGUGCAGACUUAAAAAAAAACAGGGUGAUUAUAAAUGGGUUUCAGUUUGGUUCAGAGUCCUGGUUAAGGUUAGCCAUUUGUUUUGCAUGGUACAGUGUAGGGUGAGAGGCUGGGGAAACUUUAUGUCAAUGAGAAACUUCACAAUGUCCACACAAGGAUAGAAAAACGUGUGUGUACAUGUAUCAAUAUUCAUGUGUGGAUCUUCUGCUUUGUGAGGACAUUUUGGCCGGUCCACAUAGAGUUUUGAGGGUGAAAACGUCAAAAUAACAGGGUCAUUAUAAUUGGGUUUAAUUUUGGUUCAGAGUCCUGUUUCAGGUUAGCCAUUUGUUUUGGAUGGUUAAGUUAAGGGUGAGAUGCUGGGGAAAGCACUAUGGCAAUGAGAGGUUCUCAUAAGGACAGAGAUACAAGUAAGUGUGUGUGUGUUAUAUGAAUCAAUAAAUUUGAUACAAUUUUUUAA
Molecule: messenger RNA, 3097 nt
Organism: Synchiropus splendidus (mandarinfish)
Lineage: Eukaryota; Metazoa; Chordata; Actinopteri; Syngnathiformes; Callionymidae
Gene: nae1
Product: nedd8 activating enzyme E1 subunit 1
Exons: 20
Coding region: 56-1657 (533 amino acids)
Biological process (GO): ubiquitin-dependent protein catabolic process; protein neddylation; protein ubiquitination
Cellular component (GO): nucleus; cytoplasm
Molecular function (GO): ubiquitin activating enzyme activity; NEDD8 activating enzyme activity
Source: RefSeq, a predicted model, not a curated record